AUGCCGAGGGGAGUCAUUCUCCGCUGGCACGAGGAUAAAGGCUUUGGCUUCAUUCGACCCAACGAGGGGGGAGAGAAUGUCUUCUGCCACGUCACAUCCUUAUUAGACGGAGAUGGCAGCGUCAGAGAUGGCGAUGAGGUGAUCUACGAAGUGGAGUGGGACGAUCGCAAGGGCAAAGAACGCGCACGCGAGGUUGAAGCCGUGGGCGGUGGCCGCCGCAAGCGCCGAGGGUCCCGUAGCCGCAGCCGCAGCCCGCGCAGCCGCAGCCGACGACGUUCGCCGCCUCCCCGCCGUGGCGGAGGAGGAGGCGGAGGCGGUGGCGGAGAGCAGGAGAGACGCCCAGGUGACUGGGACUGCCCCAACUGCGGCGCCAUGGUCUUUGGAUCCAAGGAUAGAUGCUUCAAGUGCGGCGAGCCACGGCCUUCGAUGAAGCGAAACGACAGCCGCGACCGCCGUGGCCGAAGCAACAGCAGGUGA
Symbiodinium pilosum is the source of this 477-nucleotide messenger RNA. Lineage: Eukaryota; Dinophyceae; Suessiales; Symbiodiniaceae. The record is from the annotation of a GenBank genome assembly.